CACGCAAAAGAGGCUUUAACCAAACCAGACACCCAACCAACCAAUCUGAACUGUGAGCCCAAGCCUGUGACCCUUGACGCGCUUUCUCCCUCUCUCCCUCUCUCCCCUCCCCGCCGGACCCUAACCCUAACCGCCGCCUCAUCCCUGGUAGAUGGCCUCCCAGCAGCAAGAAAUACACAGAGCUGGGUUCCCCGGCGAAGACGAGGACCUCGACGAGGACGACGACGACGUCCUCGACGAGGACGACGCCAACUCCGCCUCCACCUCCUCCUCCCUCCCCACCGCCACCCCUGUCGCUCCCAUCUCUUCCGUCACCGUCGCCGUCCCGUCCUCCUCCCUGGUUCUCAACGGCGCCGAUCCCCUCCCGACCUCCUCGAUUCCCUCCUCCUCCGCCUCCGCCCCCGUGGCCGUCAUCGCCACCCCUGUCCCCCUCCGCAUGGAGACCACUCCCCCGGACUCCCGCAAGCUCUUCCAGCGGCUCUGGACCGACGAGGACGAGAUCGAGCUCCUCCAGGGCUUCCUCGAGUUCACCUCCCAGCGCAGCACCGGCGGCGUCCCCGCGGGCCCCGGCCACCACGACACCACCCUCUUCUACGACCAGAUCAAGUCCAAGCUCCAGCUCGACUUCAACAAGAACCAGCUCAUCGAGAAGCUCCGUCGCCUCAAGAAGAAGUACCGCAACGUCCUCAACAAGAUCAGCUCCGGCAAGGACGUCUCCUUCAAGAGCCCCCACGAUCGGGCCACUUUCGAGAUCUCGCGUAAGAUCUGGCCCAACCUCACCGCUUCCCGUGGCCCUCACAACGAGACCUUCGACGAAGACGACGAUAAUAACGACAACAACACUAGUUUCAGCCUAAACCCUAAUUUCGCCAGCCCUAGCCCUAAUUUCUCCAGCCCAAACCCUAACCCGAACCCUAACUCUAGACCCAUUUACGAGGCAAUACUCUUGCCGACGAAUCCUCGGAAGCGGCCGAGAUCGCAAGCUCAGCCUGUGAAGGUCGAGGAGAAGGCCGGUGGUGCGGCAAGCGAUGGGCCUGCGGGGCUGAAUGGUGUGACCGUGAGCAGCGGCGUCUCGGGGAUUAUCGAGGAGACGGUUAGGAGCUGCUUGUCUCCAUUGUUUAAGGAGCUGCUGAAUGGCUCCAUGAUGGGCAGCGGGGGUGCUUUUGCUGGGAUUGCCGGAAUUCCAGCCCCAUUUAACUUAAAUAGUCCGUCGCUACUGAACUUCGGGGGGCUGCCGUUGAGGGGUUAUGGAGUCGAGGCAGGGGACGAAAGGUGGAGGAAGCAGCAGAUAUUAGAGUUGGAGGUGUAUUCGAAGAGGUUGGAGUUGGUUCAGGAACAGAUUAGGGCGAAAUUGGACGAGCUGCGGUCAGGGAGAUGAUCUCGUUUUCGGGAAUUAGACUCUUUCUAUCUGAGAGCUCUCGUGGGAGGUUGGUAAUAACUGAUCUUUGGGAUUUGCUUUUUGUUUCUCUUUUUAUCCUCCGUGUUUUAUAAAGAAUUUGUGGGUGAUCGAUCAACUGUCGAGUGGUAGUGAACUACUGCAGGUUUGGGUUUUAUCGGACCAGUUUUCGAAUAAAUGGUAUCUAUUUAUUAUCGUCUAGAUUUAGAUUAGAUUGUUCAUGUGUAAUGCUUAUCUGUAUGAGAAACCGAGAAGUGCCUGGUACAUAUAUUGAAGAUAUUAUUGAAGCAUCUUAGUUAAGCUUCUGUAUUCUCCUGUGGAUUUUCCUUGUAUUCGUUUCCUGACUUGUACUGGCUCUGGUUAAUUGUUGAUAUCCCUUUCAUAGUACUGGAUAUACGAUGAUCAUGGCCCUGCCAAAGUUAUGUGUU
This is a messenger RNA of Punica granatum (pomegranate), 1824 nucleotides long. NCBI's taxonomy places the organism in Eukaryota, Viridiplantae, Streptophyta, Magnoliopsida, Myrtales, Lythraceae. The record is from RefSeq and is a predicted model, not a curated record.